AUGGCCAAUGAUAAAGAAACUGAAAUCCGCAGCAACUUCGCCUUCGUGGAUGUUUUUCAAACCCACUCUAGGGCAGUACUUCAACUCUCCUCUGAAGAGGAGUUACUCCAACUGCUUAAGCAUGACGUUCUUGAUAAAUUGGAGGCUUUGUUUAUUGUCCCCAUUCCACCUGAUAGCUAUCAAGCCCAGCGAACUGUUUUUGUGGCGAGAAUCAACAGCUUCAUAAGAGACAGCUCUGUGGAGGAACUUCUUGCAGAACUUACUCAGGAGAAUUCUGAAUUUAAGGUUCUCAAUGCAUAUAAAUUCCCUAAACCUGCCAGAAAACAGGGUACUUCACCUGGUCUACCAAAUUUUCACUUGGAGCCCCCACGGUCUCCUUUGGAUACUCAUGUGCCUCUGCUUCCUGUAACUGGGGAUAUCACACCUCAGUUAUCCAGUGAUGACUCAAAUGCUUCUGUUGAUAUUACCACCACCAGUGAGGAUGGUGACAUGAUGUAUGACAUAGCUAAAAAGUUUGUGUACAAUGUUUUCGAAAAAAAUUUAAAGAUACAAGGAGGGGACUUCACUGACUUCAAUGGCACAGGUGGUGAAAGCAUUUAUGGGGAGAAAUUUGAAGAUGAGAACUUUGAAUGUAAGCAUUCUUCUGCUGGCAUUCUCUCCAUGGCUAAUGCUGGCCCAAACACAAAUGGAUCUCAGUUUUUUAUCACUCUCUCGGAUACUCCUCAUCUGGAUGGGAAACAUGUGGUGUUUGGUCGUGUGGUAAAGGGCCUAGGAGUUGUAAAUGUCUUGGGAAAGCAGAAAACAGAUGGUGAUAAACCAGUUGAGAGGUGCGAAAUAUAUGAUUGUGGAGAGUUUAAACCUGGUGAAUCCUUUAACAUUGUUGACAACGAUGGCACAGUGGACACCUACCCUCAGUUCCCUGAUGAUUCAGACAUCAAUUUUGAUAAGGCUUCUAUGGAUGAGUUAGCUACAGUUAUCAACAAUAUAAAGGAUGCUGGAAAUGCUUUCUUCAAGGAGCGAGAUUACUCUACUGCUGUCAAGAAAUACCAGAAGUGUCUUUUGUAUCUUAGCUAUAUAAAGGACUGUGGCUCUACCAAGAAUAUCAAAUACUCCGACUCAGAUAUGAACACCCUGAAGAAUCUGACAGUGUCCUGCCUCCUCAACCAUGCUUUGUGCUCAUCAAAGCUAGGCUGGUCUGACAGAGCUAUUUCUGAUUGCAGUAAAGUAAUGAAUUCCAGAUUUUUGGGCCUUUUAUGUGCAUUGCGUUUUUACGUAGUGUUAGAUGGACACGAGGAACAUCAAAGAGUGAUCUGUGCCUUGUGUUGUGGUCAUGUGUUUUGUUGAGGUUGGUAAGGAGAA
Cherax quadricarinatus is the source of this 1359-nucleotide messenger RNA. NCBI's taxonomy places the organism in Eukaryota, Metazoa, Arthropoda, Malacostraca, Decapoda, Parastacidae. The record is from RefSeq and is a predicted model, not a curated record.